Stylonychia lemnae is the source of this 17124-nucleotide messenger RNA. The record is from the annotation of a GenBank genome assembly. NCBI's taxonomy places the organism in Eukaryota, Ciliophora, Spirotrichea, Sporadotrichida, Oxytrichidae.
AUGAUUCAGAUAAAUGCUUUGCUAAUUGGUCAAAAUUUAUAUAUCGACAAUAAAAAAGGUCUAAUUCGAUCAGCUGAAAAUAUUCUCAAGAAUUUUCAUUAAAAUUACAAAAAAAAUGAUCAACAUAUGAUUGUAAUUUACCCUUUAAUUGAUGAAGAAGAGCAAUUAUUCUUCAUCAAUAUGACUUACUCUCCAGAGUUUAAGAAAUCUGAAAAUUUGACGUAUUGGCAGGUCAGUAAAACACAAGGUGAAAAUCGAAUAUUCUUUGCACAUUUGGAAAUAAAUCUUGACAAAAAGUCUAAAAGCAUUUGUUCUAUCUAUCAAGAAAAUGAUGCCUUUAUUGAGAGUUGUUUCACACCAGAAGUAAAAGAGUUCUUUUAAGAAUCACUGGAGCUAACUGAUUCUCAAUAUUCGAUUGAAUUUCUAAAACCUUAAUCCUUAAUAGAUGAACAACAUGCUGGAGUCGAAGUCGCUCAAAUAGGUCUAAAUAUUCUUUAGUAAAAACAAUAAAUCUAUUGCAUGAGUGUAGCUGAUAUUCUAAAUUUAAGACAAGAGCACUUUUCUAUUUCUGAUUCAAAAGCUAAUCCAAUUAAUUAAUAUAUUAAAAAUCAAGAGUAGAACUUUGAUUUGGAAGAUUAACUCCUUGAAUUCUAUAUACUCCUUGAAGACAAGUAGCAAAGAAAGUUCUUGCAAAUAUCUAAAGCUCUAUACGAAAAGGAAGGCGAGGAAGCUUAAGGUCCUAAGUAAAACGAAGUUUUAGCUAAAUUAGAAAAAUUCUUCUUAAAAUAUAAAGAUUUUAUGUUAUAAAUACCGAUGAAUCACCAUUAGAACCUUAAUGAGUAUUUGAUGACCUAGUCUGUUCCAUUUAUUCUUAGAUAAGAUAAAAUACUAGAUCUUAAAAAUUCAAUUAUUUAGUGUCUAGAGCAUAUUAGGGAAGAGCUGUAAGGACAAGAAAAUGAAGAUUAUGAAAAUUUGAAUAAUGAAAUGAGUCUAGAAGUAUACUAGUAAUUUAUAUCUGAAAGAAAAAAAUUUGAAUCUAGAAAGGAGAAAAAGGAAGAUAUCAAUGUACUAGACAAUAUGUCAUACUUUUACUAUGACAAUUAGAUUUAUUGCAAGACACUCACAGGAAAGUUUUUAACAGAAACUGGUGAUGAUGCUAGUUAUUCUGAUUUAGUUUGCAUGCUCUUGCAAUAUAUUAAGAUAAAUUUCAAGAUAACUUGCAUUCCAAAUAAUGACGAUUAAUAAAUUGAUGAUGAUCUAAAAACAAUAAUCAAAAAGAUAUAAUAAACAAAAUAAAAAUUGGGAAAGUCAAGCAUUGUAAAAUACUUAAAUAAGAAAUUCUCUGUAGAUCUUAUUGAUGGGUCCAAAUGUAAGGAUUUUAUUGGAGAUUAAAGGAAACUUUACUAUUGGCCAGUUGUCUAUUAAGAUGACUAUGAAUGCUAUGAGACUACACUUGUAAAGAUGGAGAGGAUCUAUACAAAUCCUACUGAGGUCUAUGAAUUCCUCCUGAACAUAAUUGAGAAUGAAAGUUCACUUUACACAAUACUUGAAUACUUUAUGAAAUAUCUUUAUGAAAGGAGCAAAGCAUCCUUUUAAGAAUUUUUAGAUUCGGUCACAAACUCUUUAAAGAAAAACAUUUCAGUUAGUGAGCUUUGGAAAGUGAUCUCAGAUAGCGUCAGAAGUGGUAAUUUUUCAAAUGAUAAUCCUGAUUAAGCACUAAUUUUGAAGCAUACAUACAUCAUGGAUACCUUAGUUGAAUAAAUAGAGCACUGUAAAUAGUCCACUGAAAAGAUGUUUCUAUUCAGAAUGAGACAAGACCUAAAAUCUUACAUCCAAGAGAUCAAUUUGUAAAUAAUCAAGGAAAAUACUUACAAAGAAAAUCAACAGUCACUAGCACUUCAGCUAGAAGAAAUCAAAUUUUUAUAGGAGUAGAAACAUCUAGAGAAAGAGAUAGAAAACCAAAAGGAAAGAAUUAAAGAGCAAAAUGAAGCAAUUUCAAAACUAGAAAAAGAGCUCCAAAAAACACAGAGUGAAGACAAAAAGAAGGAAUUGGAGGCACAGAUGGCAAAACUUUCAAAACAAAAAGAGGAACUAGACCUUUAAAAUCAAGAUAUGGUCUAUAAAAAAUUCUAUAACAGUAUAUAUAAGGGGCUUAAAAAGCAUACUGAACAAGUUAGUCUAAAUUUGUUUGACAAAAGUUCUACUCUUGGGGAAGUGAUAAAUUAACUGAAAACUUAGUUAAUUAUAGAUAAAACUUACAUGGAAAAAAUUUGGAGUGAGAUAACUGGCUUAGGCUAGGAGGAUUUGAAUUCAUUCAAUAAUUUCGUAAACAGAAAUUCUUAAAACAAAAAAUAUGCAGAUGAAAUCAAAGCAAAAUGGGCUGUGCUUUUUGCCAAACCAGUUGUCAAACUUAGCAAUGGAAUACUUUAAAUCUCAGGAAAUUUUUUCUCAAUGACCACUGUAAAAAGUUAAUAUGAAUAGUUCAUAAACUAAGCAAAAGAAAUUCUAAUUAUUGCAAUAGAGCAAUUGAUAUGGGAUGUUAAUCUCAUUGCACCUUCUAAAAAUGUAGCAAUAGAGGCAAAAGUCAUUUUUGUUAAGUUUAAAGAAUGUGUAAUUGACACAUCCUCCCCUAAUUAAUCUAAAUAAUCUUAAGAUUAGUUGAAUGAUUGGCAAAGAUAAAAUAAAAGAGACCCAAUCCAUGGAAAGCACGGACUUGCUGGAGAAAGUGCAGGUAACAUCAUGAUUAAAGCCUUUGAGGAUAUAUAGUGGAAAGAGUGUCUCAAGCUAAAAGCAAAUGGAGCAAGAGGAUAAGAUGGCACUAAUGGCCUUGAUGGAUAUAAUGGAGCACAAGGUAAACAUGGAAGAGACGGUUUAUCGAUGUGUAAGGAUAAGGAGUCUCCAAAUGUAUUUAAAACAAGUACUUUGGGAAAUGAACACAAAAUUUGGUAUGGAACGAAAAGAGGACUAGGUUCUGAUGCUGGGCUAGGGGGUAAUGCUGGUGUUGGAGGUGAAGGUGGUUAUCAUGGCUAGAUAUCUGUUACCAUUGGAAAUAAAAAAGCAACUUUGAAUUUGGAAUAAAAAAAAGGUUCAAACGGGAAUGAUGGAGUAGAGGGAAAUGGAGGCACACCUGGUAAAGAUGGCUUAAAUGGAGUAGACUGCCAUGAAUAUAAUCAAUGGGCAACAAAGAUGCAUUAUGAUGAGGGUGAUUUAAAACUUGAAGAGGAGAUUGGGAUAUUUGGAAAGAGGUCUUACGAAUGUAGAAUACUCAAGAAUAAAUAUGAUUAUGAAAGGUACGGCAUGAAUGAUUAUUCUAAAGAUUAAAAUGGGCUUCUCAAAGAUUUAAGAGGUUUAAAAGCAACAUAGCAAUAGAACAAGAAGCAAAAAUCUGCCUAGAAAUAGGCUAUUAAUUAAGCUUUGAUUGACUCCAUCUUUUAGCAAAAAUCAUAGGAAUUAAUUAGUGCUGAAACUUAAAAGUAAGUGUAAGUUAUUUCUCAGAAAGAAACUAAAGAAACACAAUAGAAAAUCGACUAGCUGUAAAAAACUCAAGAUGCUAACAAGCAGAAACAAUCUUAGAUAUAAAAGUCAAAUUAAAUGGCAUAAAACAAGAAAUAAAGCGAGGCUUUAAAACUCUAAGAAAAGCAAAUGAUGCUUUCUAAUUAAAAGUAAGCAAUCAUGUAAAAUUAAAAAAAACAGUAAGAUGUUGCUUAAAAAAUAAAUGAACAAAAUAAGCAGCUUAUGCAAAUGAAUUAAAAUAUUGAAUAAAUUGAUGUUACAAGUCAGCAGGUUUAGUAAUAAGUGACUUAAGAAGCAACCUACAAAGAAGAUAAAUCUAAAAUUAAGAACGAGCCAAAUAAAUCCUUUGAAUGGGAUAUUGGUCAUAAUUAAAUCGUACUUCCAGAUCUUAGUGAGUAUAUGAGAAUUGAUUAGGAAAAGCUGAUUUAUUUUUUAUAGAACCUUAAAAUUAAUCAUCCAGCAUAAAUAAAUCUGAUUGAAAAAUUCCUUGAAAUGGUUGAUACCUUCAUACUACUAAUGAGAAAUCUGUAUCAUGAUAAAAAAGUUUAAGCUUUUAUAAAAUCUAUCAAAGAUUGCCUUGAAAAUAUUUAUCAUCAAGGUUUAAGAUAAACUUUGAAUUCUAUAAGUGUUAUUAUCUCAAAAGUUGCAUUAAUUCUAAAAUAAAAUCCUGUGAAGACUUUGAUUGAAUAGGAUAUGCUAGAAGUACUUCUUUAUAAAGAUAUUAUUGAACCUCAUUAUCUCUCUGAGUGCAAAAAACAUGCCGACAAAAUCUUCGAAUAGUUAAUGUACAAAAUUCAACUCAUGGAAAAAGAGGAAGCAAUAAGUACUCUAAAAAUAGCAAUCUCAUUAAAGAAUAAUGUUCCGGACACUCCUUUAUCAAAGGUCUUCCAUUUCACUGUUGGGGUUUUAAGUAAAUUUAUGAGGGCAGACAAAGGAAUUAAAAAGAAUUCUUUCAUUAACAUAAUCACUGAGAUUGAGAAAAUGAUAUCCACUCUGCAAUCAUCUCAAUCCUCAACCCAUCAUCAUUCAUCAGAGGGAAUUAAAGAAUUUUCUUUAUUGUCAUGUUCUCUAUAUAAUCACUACUUCUAGAGGACAAUUAAAUAUGAUGACUAUCCACUUGAUAUGAUGAUGUAUCACUUCAAUUUCUAUCAAAAGAGCGAAUAGUUUGUUGAAGUUAUUAAAUUAUUCGCUAAUUUGGUAGAGGAUACCAAUACUCACACUUACUAUCUCCCUCAUUUAUUAGGCUAUAAUGGAAAAUCAUUUUUGUUGACAGUACAGUAAAAUAUUAGCUUAAUUUACUUUACAAUGGAAGAGGUCUGUCUCAUAAAAAGCUAUAUCGACAAAGUUGUGGCAAUAAUUAUUGAGGGUCAAUCUUUGUUCAAUUCUAUCUCAUCUUAAAUUCAAAGUAUUAAAAUUAUGAUUGAUUAAAAAUGGGAAAAAUGGCUUCAUGCUAAUGAUAGAUUGAACAAAAUUCUAAUUACGAUAAAAAUGCAGCAGACAAUAACUAAUGAAGUAUUUAAAUCAGCGAUGGAAGCGCAUUAUUAUCUUGAGACAGCUAAAAUAGACCUCUUAAGAAAAUAGAUUUUUGCAAAUCAAAUUAAAGAAGUUCUCUUUGCUUCCACCUCUGAUCUGGCUAGUUAGAUUAAGCUAUAGGAGAUUACUGAAGAAAUAAAGAGAAGACAUAGUCUAUAGUUGAUUAAAGGUCAAACAAGUCAAAAAUGGUAUAUCAUUAAGUAAAACCUUAUUAAGAUUGGAAAGAGACUUAUUUUUGAAAAUCAAGCUUCAGAAUAGGUUCUGCAUUCUCAUAAGGUAGAAGUACCGACUGCAUUCAUAAACUAAAUGAGUCAAUCAGAGUUUAGAGACUGGAUUGUGAAAUCUUGUUACUCUGGAGACUAAUAUUAAGUUAAAGAGUAAUUAGAGGUACUUCUAGAAAAGUUUUAUUCAAAGACUGAUGGGCAAAGUAAUUUUCAAAAUGAUCAAUUUUUAAGGUAGAUGCUUGUUAAAAUUUCUCAGAGAUAGUAAUCAUAUUUCUAUGAAAAAGACCUCAAACUUAUACUUCUCAAUAUUUUGAACUAAUGGAUUGAACUUUAAAAAUUAGGGAAAAAUGAUCUAUAACAUUUUGAGAGUACUUUAGAUUAUAGAGGUAAUCUCAAUUUUACUAGUUAUAUAGUCUAAAAGUGUUUAAAUGAAGACGCAGAAGAUUUUUUAGAAAAAUAUUAUGAUUAAUUUAAUCUACAAGAAAGAAAAAAUUUCAAAAACUAAAAUAAGGAAUUUAACAAUCUAAUUAAAUAAAUUGAAUCAUACUAAGCAAUAAAGAAAUACUUUGAGACUAUGAAAUCAAAAAUUGAGAGAGAUCCUUCUUUAAUAAGUGAGCAAAAGAGAAUCAAAUCUGAUUUUAAAAAGCUAGCUGCAUUUACUUUUGAUAAUUUUUUCAAGUUAGAAUGUAAUAUUCCCUUUGAAGAUAUAAUGAAGCAUUGUUAUGAGCAAUAUAUUGAUGGUUACGAUACAUAAUUGGCAAAACUCAAAACAAUAAGCAAAAUAUUUGGAGUGAAAAGUACAACCAAAGAGAAAUUAGGGCUAUCCUAAUAAAAAGGCAAAAAGCUAAUUCAUAAAUUAGAAAAGAUUAUAGAGAAAGAUCCUGAAUGUGCAUCUUUUAUUAUAAAAAUUAUGGACUUUGAUACUACUGAAUUAUUGUCUUCUACAAACUCAGUGCUUUUAAAACAAAAUUCAGCUAGGAUUGAGGAAUCAAUUAUUUUGAUAGAUUUGAGGAAUACUGUAAGCAAAUUAUUCAAAGAGAAAGUAUUCUAGGACAUAGAGAAUAGACUUAAUGAUAUUUUCUAAGAUUUUGAAGAUGAUAUGAUUGAAAUUAAUGCAACUCUCAAAUAUAAGAUUAUAUCCAUCCUUUAAGCUUUGAAGUAGUUUUCUCAAUAUAUCUUUGAUCCCUAGGGUUGUAAAGAAAUGCUUAAUAAUCUUGUUCAUGAAAUUUAAUCAAGAGCCAAACUGGAUUUAGACUUAAUUGAAAGAUUUAAGAAAUAAGUUAGACUUGUUUCAAGAGUAAAGGUUGAGCUAAUCACAAAAGAAUCUGAGCAAUUGUAUGGAACAAGUGAAAGAAACAAAGAAAAGGAUGCUUUAAUUCAAUUGUCAAAGGAAUUUAAUGAAUUUUAGGAUAGUGAGUAAUUUACAUAUCAAUAAAAUUUUGUCCUCUGCAAUAGCUUAAUUAAAAAGAUAUUUGAUAUAAUUAAAGUUCAAGAUCAGAAGCAAAAAGGCAGAAUUCAUGAUUAAGAACAAUUGAAAUAAGUGUUUGCUGUGUGUAUGAUUACAUUUUGCAUCAAUUAAAUUUCUGAAAAAGACAUUUUAUCACUAAUUAAAGAUUCUAAGGACUUUAAAAUAAGGUUCAAGUAGCAAAAUUAGUGGAAACAUUUGCUAGUCGAUUAUUUCAAAACUGAACUUUAAUUUACUCUUAUAUUAUAAAAGAAAGAAGAUCUUUUCAAUAGAUGUAUGGAUUAUAACUAAUGGCUAUCAUAAAGUAAAUUAAAGAUAAGUAGUAUUCUUGAUAUUAUUGCUAAAUUACCAGAAUUUGAAGGCAAUGAUAGAACAUCCUCAAUUGACAGACUGAACAAGAAUCUAUCUAUUCUCCUGGUAGGUGCGCACAAAUAAGGUCUUUUAAAGUCAUCAUCAAAGUAAUUAAAAAUUCUCAAAAAUUAGAUUGAAAAAAUCCAUAAAAGUAUUAAUGAUAGUAACUAGGAAAGCAAAGUAUAAGAGAUUGAUAGUCUUAUAUAGAAAUAAUCAUUGGAUUUUAUGCAAAAUUUUAUACGCAUAGAAGCUUAUAACAAAGAUAACUUGAUGAAUUUAAUAAUAUAAGAUCUUUAAAAGAUAACUGAAUCUGUUAGAGGCGAACCUAAUGUUAAAAAAAUGCAUGAAUAUGUUACAAAUCAAUAAGAUUAUCUCUAGGAAAUUAACAAAAUCAUUUAGCUAACACCCUUUUCUUCUUAAUAGAUAAAUUCACUCAAAGCUCUUCACUAGAAGUUAGAUUCAGCAUACUAUAUUUCAGGCUCUUAAAUAUUCUAGAAUCUAAGUAAUGAAGUAAUGAGCUAAAUAAAAUCAGAUAAGUGCUCACUUCUCUUAUAAUAUGAAAGUGAAAUAUUUUCAUCUAUCGAAAUUACUGAUAAAUUUUAUAAGUAUGCAUCUAAAGUUGGUGAAAAAUAUCUCUAAAUUUACCAAGAAAGCAAAUCAGUAUCAAAGGCAGUCUCAGAAUUUGAAAAUCUUAUCUAUUCUUAGUAAUUUAUAAUAAAUGACAGUUUAAAAAUCAACAUGUCACAUAUUGAUAAAUUUAGUAUCCAUAAUCCAAAGAAGGCAUUAUAUGAUAUUAAAGAUCUAUAAUAUAAUAAUAAAGAGGAAGUUGAAAAUUUUUUGAUUCUACACAGAUCUUUAAACGAGGAUGAUGUUCUAUCUCCUUCAAUGUGCUCAUAACUUAAAGAUAUCUAUGACAUAUUAUUGUUCGUAAAUGAUCAACAAAAAUAAACAAUAUUUCAAAAAUUGAUAAAACUAAUAAAGGAGAAAGAAAUUGAAGACUAGGAAGAGGAAGAGGAUUCUGAACUUUUAAAAUAAUUAAAGAAUACUUUCGCUAAUUUCACAAGUAAUAGUAUCAGCAAAUUACUAAAUAGUGAUGAAAAUUAAGAUUCAAUUAACUAAUUUAUUGAGAAUGAUUUCGAGAGUACUAUUCGUCAAAUAAGAAUUACCUUUAAACUAUAAAAUAAAGGUAAUCAAAAACUUCUUUAAUUCUUGUAUCAAAAUGAGAAUAUUAUAAAUCUUAAUUAAGAGCAUCGAGCAUCAUUUAUACAAGCUUUAUAAUUGGCAUAUCGCUAAGAAACUAAUGAAAACCAAGAUGAUAAUUAUUUAUUGGUUCAUAUGAAAUAAUCCAUACAAAAUGAAUCAACUUAAAAGCAGCUUGAAUUUAUUAAAAUGCUUUAAUCAAUAGAAAAUUAGCAUUUAAUUGAUAUCUUGAAUAAUCUUAGCAAAAGCAAAUUAACCUAUAUUAAUAGAAUUUGGAGUAUUUUGAUUUAGAAGGACUAUAGCAAUUGGAAGGAAGAAGUAUUCAUAAUGACAGCAUAUUAUAUCUGCUCCUUAUGGAUUGAAAAUUUAGAACCACUCGAUGUCAAGCUAUAAGAAGAUAAAGAUUACCUUGAUUAGAGGAUGAAGAAAGUGAAAGGACUAUUAGCUGCUUUAACUCAACAGAGAUUCAAUCUAAAUGAAAAUAAAUUAAAUAAGUUUAAUGAUAUCAUUAAGACAGUAUCAUUGAAGACUAAUUCAUACAAAAGCGAUUACAUUUCUUAAGUAUCUGUCAGAAAUUUGGAACAAUUUUUACUCAUUAUUGAUCAAAAAGAUAAUUUUGAGGUAAUCAUUAAUAUCUUAGAGUAAUACAGACCAAUAAUAUGGCAUUAGAAAUUAUUAAUCUAUUCUUGCGAGAGAUCUAUCAACGAAUUUUUUUCUAAAUAGAAUGGAAUCAUAUCUACUUAGCAAUUAAAAAUAAAAUAAUCAAUAACUAAAGGUUUAAAAUAUAUACAAGAAUCAGUCGGCAUUCUUGAAACAAUAAAAUGUCUAUUAGAUGAGGAAAUUGAUUCAGAAAGUGAAAGUUUAUUUCUCAGUUAUGAAUCAUUGUUAAAUGUCAUUACAAAGCUUGUUCAGUUAAAGAAAAAGAAUCUUCUAACUGAUUCAGUAGUCUAAUAACUUAAAGGAGGAUAAAUCAAUGAUAUUCAAAUUUAGAUUAUGAAAAUAUUAAUUAGGUAAGAACUUAACUAUUCAGAAGAUAAUAUUCUUCACAAAAAUAUUGUCUCAGGAUUAUAUUCAUUCAGCCAAUUCUAUGGUGAAAGUAAAUUAUAGUUGUUAAUCAGUUUAAUCGUAAAAGCAUUUAAGAAAUAAAAAACCUAUGAUCCUUAAGAUCUCCUUAUCUUACUUUAGAAGAUUAAUAACCGCAGAAUUAUUCUAAAUCAAUAGAGUUUUGAAAUAAUGGAAAAAGAGAGUGACAUAAGCAUAUGGGCUAAACUACUUUAAAAAGAGGCUGAAAUAAAGAAAAUAAGAGAUGAAAAAAAUAAAUAAAAAUUAUCUUAAGAUGAGCUUCUUAGAUUCGAAUGCAAUAAUUUGUGCGAGUAAAUAUAUAUUGAUGAUUACAAUGAUGGAGUUAAAGAUUGGGUUAAGCCUAAAAAUGGUGAUGAACCAAGGCUCACUCAGUUUAUACUAAGAAUAUUCCAAGUUUUCAGAGGAAUUUCAAAUGUUUUACCUUCACAAGGGAUAAUAUCUAAAUGGGAUAGGCAAAAAGUAACUAACUGGGCAAACAGUUAAGGAACGAAAGAUCUUUACCAAGAUAAAUGGAACUUCAAAAAUGCAUGUGAGAUAUUUGCUGUGAUCAUUAGAGGGAUUUAAUUGGCUACUAAUAACAUUGCACGACAUACUUAAAUCUCAUGCUGUGUAUUCUUCUAUUUUGAUUUAGGUCAUGUGGGGCAAGUUUAUACAGGAGAGGGUAAAACUUUAAUAACAGCAUUCUGGUCAAUCAUCCAAGUAAUCAGAGGAAUGAAAGUUGAUAUACUAAGCAGUUCAAGUGAUCUUGCUUCCAGAGAUUGUUAUGAGACUAAGAUUAUCUAUGAUUAAUUUGGAAUAAAAGUAGAUACGAACUGUGACGAAAAUGCUACUGAAGAUGAAGAUAAAAGAAAAUAAAAAUACUAGGCUGAUAUAAUUUAUGGCGAUAUCGGUUCAUUUGAAAGAGAUUAUCUACUUGAUUCAGUCUUUAUUGGCAAAAGUGUUCGAGGUGGAAGAACAACUGGUAGCUUAAUGAUAGAUGAGAUUGAUAGUUCACUUCUAGAUAAAGGAGAAAGCACUCUAUAUCUAUCGCACAAGAUACCAGAAUUAGCUUGUCUGAAAAAUUUAUAUAUUCAAAUAUGGGCAUCAGUUCAUUCUAAAGGAAAUACUAAGGGAACAUAAGAGGAUAUUAAAGCAAUUACAGAGAGCUUAAAGCUAAGAAUCGACUCUAAAAAUAUCCAGAUUCCAAACAUUUUAAAGAAUCUUAUUUUCAAAAAGCUUCCAGAGUAUGUAAAUAAUGCUUUUACCGCUAAAAAUAUGCAUCAAAAUGAUCCCUAUAUUGUGAAAAUGAGAAAAGAUAAUGGGAGAGUUGUUGUGAUGGAUAAAGAGACAGGGGUUGAAUAAAAAUCAACUUAAUGGAGUAAUGGACUUCAUCAAUUCUUGCAACUCAAACAUCAAGAUAGACUUACUCCUGAGAGUUUUAGAGCUGUUUUCAUCUCUAACUUAAAAUACUUUUAAAAUUACAAAGGCAAAAUUUAUGGUUUAACAGGGACACUCGGCUCUAAAGUUGAAAGAAAUCUUCUCAAUAAUCUUUAUUCUUUGAAGUUCUUUAAUUUACCUAGAUUUACUCAAUCAAGCUAUAUUCAAAACGAUCCAAUUAUUGUACCAACACUUCAGGCUUAGUUAAAUAUGAUUAAAAUGAUAGUAAAAGAUGUGUGUAUAGAAUAGAAGCGACCCAUUCUAUUUAUUUGUGAGAAUGUAAGCUCAGUUUUACAAAUUGAGUAAUUCAUUGCUGAAUUUCACAAUUAGGUAUAUAAAAGAAUUUCAGCUGAUGAAGACUUAGACAUAGGGACUGAAUCUAAUCCCCUGUUAGGAGGAGAAGUAAUAGUUGCCACUAACAUUGCAGGUAGAGGAACUGACUUGAAAGUCAAUGAUAAAGUUAGUAAGAUUGGAGGAAUGCAUGUUACAGUAACUUUUCUCCCAAGUAAUAUAAGAGUUGAGGAGUAAGCUUUCGGAAGAACUGCAAGAAAAGGGCAGCAAGGUAGUGGAUAGUUUUGUAUUUAGUUUCCUAAUUCAAGUUUAUCUAUCGAUGAGAUCAAGUUAGAGAGAGACAGGAUUGAGAGCUAUAGGCUUGCUGAAUUAAAGAAAAAGACCAUUGUUAAAUUAGAAAUUGAAGGAAUAUUAUUCUAAAAAUUCACUGACUUAUUUUUGAAGCUAUCUGAUAAACUUAAACAUGACUUUGGAAUGAAAUACACUCUAGGGGAUUAAUUAUUUUCAAAAUAUUAUGAAAUUCAAAUUGAAUUUCUAAAGAAUAGGUGGGCUUUCUUUUUAGAGAGCAUUACAGAGGAGUUGAGUGAAGUAUACAAAAAGGGAAAAAGGGUUACGUUCGAAUUUUUCGAGAAUUUUAGGAGUGAAUGUUUUAGAAACGUCGGAGAUCAAGAUGGUCUUAAAUUUGCUAAAUCCUACUGUGAACUAGUAAAAAUUGGGAACUUUUUUGAUGAGCAUUAAUUCAUUAAGAUGGCUUUAAAAGCCUAUAAUAAGGCAAUAAAAAAUGAACCAUAAUUCUGUGAAGUUGCUUUAUACAGAAAGGCAAAGGCAUUGAUGGAUAAAAACAGCUCAACUGUACUCGAAUUCUUCGGAUUAUAAAAUUUAUACAAUCAUGUCGCUAGUGAUGUUCAAUCCUAGUUGGAAAAGAGAAAAUAGAUCGGGCUAAUAUUGAAAUAAAGUUUAAAUCUUAUGCAAUCAAAAGUUAACGAUUUACUUGCUGGUAUGCAGGUUGCAAAAGCUGUUGAUUAAAAUUAUAAGUAGAGAGCAAAAGAUGUUCAAUAUGAAAAUUUAUUUGAAUUGUAAGUUUAAGAGAUUGUAGGUUUAUAUAGCUAUCAUAUCAACUCAAUAAAAUAGUCAGUUGGGUAAUUACCAACACUUGAUGUCCUAAGAGAAAUAUUCUCAUGCAUUGAUGAUUAAGAUAUGCUUACAAAGAUAACUACAUAUUUUGAAAAUAAUACAGACAUUUUUAAACUUGAGAGAAUAUCCACAAAAGUUCAAAUUUAAUAAUAGCCAUAUCGAUUUAUUGUUAAUGGAGAAAUUAUAGAUCUCCCAGUAAACUUGUAGUACUGUGACAAAGAAAUAAUCAAUGUCAUAAAAGGAAAGAUUGGAAAAUCAAGUUAUUAAGAGCGUUACCUCAUAGAAAGUGAUUUCAAGAAUGUGUUUUUAACCUAAGACAGUGUUAUUUAAAGUUUAAAAUAAAAGGGAUAUCUAAAUAAUAUGGAAUAACUGGUGUAUGUUCCCCUAUUUGAUCCAGAAAAAUUCAUGCUUGCUACUUUCAAAACUGAUGGAGAAUAGAAAAAAAUGAUGACGUUCCUCAUUGAAUGUUCUUAAAAAUUCUUUGAUAUAUAGGUAUUCAAGAAAAAUCUGAGCUCUCUCUCUUUAUACUAUAAUGAACUAAUAUAAAAAAAGCUUAUAUAAAUUGAGGAAAAAGGAACUCUCAUUAUUAAAAAUGACAAGGAUUAAAUGAUUAAAGAAUUCGGAGAAAGAGUUUUUAAUAUAAUUUAAAAUUAUAUAGAUGAUGCUCUCACUUAGGGUAAGUCAGAAAUCUAGAUAAUUAAAAGUUAAAUUAAUGUACACACUUCAUCAUCUGAGCAAUUUACAUCACUCAAAUUUUUUAUGCUCACAAAAAAUAUCAUUAAAUAAAAGGCUUUUAAUUUUAAAUUAACCCACCACAGAAAAGACAGAAGAAAUAAAAUCAAGAAAUAAGUAUAUUCAUUGAUUGAUUAAAUUGAUCUAAAUAAAUCUAGUCAAAGUAAUUAAAUACUUGACCAUUUUAUGGCAAUGAUAAAUAUAAAUUCAGCUCCGAUAAUAAAAGAUUAAGAAUAGAAGAAAAAAGAUGCCUAUCUAUUUAAAGAUUUGAGAUUUGAUAGUCCAAUAGAAGUUUUGCAAAAAUAAAAGGACAUUUUUAAAUAGAAUCUAUACAAAGCUAUACUGAAUAAGAUAGGAAUCAAUAAGAUAAAGGAAUCUGUAGAGGUAGAGGUAACUAUACUAGCCACCAAAUUUAGUGAAUAGCAAAAACCAGUCCCAAGAGAGAUCGAAGAAAUGAAUGAUUUAGGCUUAGAAAAGAUUAUUGUACUUUAGCAAGGUUGGAAGUUUGACUGGAGAGCUGCAGCUGUUAUGCUUAUUGGACUUGCAUAAAUUGGAUUAGGAGUUAUCUUAACAGCAACUGGAGUGGGUGCAACUUUGGGAGCUGCUUUAAUUGCAGAAGGUGUAUCUGACAUAAUAUAUGGAGCCUCAGCAAUGGCCUAAGGUGAGUUUUCAUGGACUGAUUAUGCUAUUUAAAAAGCAAUCAGUCUUGCUAUUGCAGUUGUAACCAUGGGUUGCUCAUCAUUUGCUAGCUCAGCUGGUGGCUAGCUUGUAAAAAAAGCAGGAAUUAGACUAGCCAUUAGCCAAGUCAAAAAAGCUGCACUUAAGUCAAUUAUUCAAUUGAUAAAAGAAAAGGUAAUAAAAUGGACAGUAAAGACUUUCGGAGUUCUUAAGAUGUUUGCUGAAAAUUUAAUUAAUUAAGGAACUUCUAUAAUAAUUUCUAAGGGAAUGAUUGUAAUUGAGAAAAUUGUAAAUACAGUUAUUGAACCAAUAAAGAAGUUCUUGUUCGAAGCAAUUGCUAGAAUUACAGAAAAUGACAGAGAUGGUUUUUUGAACAAGUGCUUUGACACAAUGAAAUCCAGUUUAUCAAUGUUCUUAGUUCACUCUUAGAAAUUCAUUAAAAUGUUUAAUUAGGGUAAAGAUCUUCUAUAAAAAAUUUUACAUAAGUUUCAAAAAGGAGGCUAGAAUUAUUCAACUAAGAUGGUUGCUGCUCUUGCAUCAAUGACUCAAAUCAUGUAAUCAUGUGUAUUGAUAGGAAAGAUAUCUCAACAAGUUCAAGAGACCUCAAAAGUAAUUUAAAAGACUGAAAAAACUUAUUCAGAGAUCAAAGUUGCAUAUCAAUCUUAACAAGUAUUUUAAUUGACAUAAGAAUAAAAAGACAAAUGUAAUUAAUAGAUUACUUUUUUCUUCAAUGAUAAAACAAAAAAUGCAAUUAAUGAAAUUUAAGAUAAGACUCAAAAACAAGUUGAUCAAUGGGCAUCUGAUUUGAUAGAUAAUUUUAUCAAUGAUAAGGUUGUCACUGUAAUUGAAAGUUAAUUCGACAACUAGAUGUUGAAACUUGAUGAAGAUGAGGAUAAGCCAGCAGAGAAAGAUGAAAAAGUCAAAGAAGAAAAAUGCAAAGAAAUUAAAAUCAAAGAAAAAUCAAUACUUGAAGAAGCUUAAGAAGGGGCAUAUGAAUUACUAGUUACCUGUAUGGAUAAGACUAUUUUAACUGGAAUAGAGAAUAUCAUUUAAUAAGGUGCAAAAAAUUUAAAAAUAUUAUGCGCUGAUCAAUUCUCAACUUUAAGAAUAGUCUUAAUCAAAGUAUGUGUGUAUUCUUACCAUGUCUAGAAUUUCACAUCUGUUAUUUUAGAUUAUUUUAAGUCUACAACUAAAAAAUUACUUGAUGUCAUAAACAACUUUGGAUCUCUAAUUAUUUCAAACCUAAAAUACAUUGGCAUAAUUUUUGAUUCUAAAUUGCAAAUUAAAGACGCUAGAAAGGUAGCACUAUGGGUAAAAAAUAAGGCAAGUGCAAUACAAAAUAUCAUUAAUGCACCUAAUUAAUUAGAGAAUCUUACAUCAUCAGUCACAAAUUUCUUCGAUGUAAUUUAGGAAAAGGUUCUAUCGAUAGUUUAGCAUUUUAGCAAUCUUAAUAUGAAUAUACCAGAUGAAUUCUACAAUAAGUGUGUGGAGAGAGUAGAUGCAUUUUUAGAAUUUCUUUAGGAUUGGAUUGUGUAACCAAUAAUGGCAAUAAUAUAACCACUUAUGAAUAAAAUUUCUACUAAGGUUGUAAAUAAGUUUUAAAAAUUCUUUAUGUCUCUAUCUGAUAAAGAUGGUAAAAAUAUUGAAAUGCAUGAAAAAUUUAACAAAAAGCUAGACUUAUUCAUCCUUGAUUUUUAGGAAGACAAGAAGUACAAAAUUAACUGGGAAGGUUUAGUAGAGAAAUUUCCAGUUAGUAUUGACUUGAAAGGAAUUAUUGAAACUGUUUAAAAUACAGUUGAAGCUGCUGAAUAGAUAGUGAGGAUUGAAGACAGAUUAAAAUUAGAAAAAAAUAAGAUUAAAUAAAAUGUUAAGGAGACUAAACAUAAUAUCAAAUAAAUCGCAGAAGAUGCACAUUAAAUUCUUCAUAGUAAAGAAGGAGCUGCUAGUGCAAUGGUGCAAGUAGCAAAGCAAGAAUUUUUAGCCUAUGUCCCUCAAUAUAUCAACAAACAGUGUGAGCUCUAUACAUAGUAUUAUGUAGAAAAAUUCUUCAUGACUUUCAAUGGCAGCAUUGACUACAUCAAAGAAAAAAUCAUUGAAAUAUACGAUUAGGUUUAAAAUGCAGAGCUUCUUUAUCAAUGGAUAAAAACCUAAAUUGGAGAUUUGAUGGAUAAAAUUAAGGGAUUGUACUCCUAAAUUAAGGCAUACUGCUAAAGCGUUUUCAGCAACAUAAUCAAGUUAUUGAACUUCAAAGUAGAUUUGAACGACCCUGAGUAAUUCAAGCAUUUCAUCACAUCAAAGAUAGAGACUCUGAAAUCAAUUUCAACUUUCGCAUAAGAAGGUUUUGACAUUGCUACUGAAGUAAAGAAUAUUUUUAUCUCAGCCAAUAAGAGCUUGGGAGAAUUUUAGAAAGGGCAAAUUGGAUAAAUUUCAUAGAUAAAAAGAACUGAGUUUAUUGAAUCAGUAGAUUUCUAUAUACUGAGCACCGUUGCUUCGGCAAAGAAUUUCAUUCAAAGUGCAAUAACAUGCAGAGUUUAGGAAUUCAGCGAAUUGUUCUUGAAAGACUUCGAGGAAUUCUGUUUCACUGGAAAAACCUCUAAUCAAGCAACUGAUGCUCUCAAAAGGACAAUAUCUAAAUUACAGUAAUCAGCAUCAAUAAAUUCGGAGGAAAUUGAGAGGCUAUUCUAAGCAGUCAAGGAUAAGCUCAAUGAAAAACUCAACCUAGGAAUUUCCUAAAUACAUUAGAGCAUAGCUCAACUGAGAACAGAGCUUCAAUAAACCAGAGAACAAAUAAUCUAAUCAGGAAAAGAACUUUAAGACAGAGGUGUAAGAGCUUAGGAGGAAUUAAAGGAUAUGAAAGAUUAAGUUGCAAAUAUGGAUUAUUAACAAGUGGUUAAAGCAACUGUCUAGGUUGGAGCUGAAGAAUUCAAGGAAGAAAUAAUAGGGAAGCUCCUCGAAAUUUCAGAUUAACUGGUAUCUAAAAUUAUCGACAAUAUUGUCAUCAAAAGCUAGCCUAUUUUAGACGAGGCAAAGAAUCAAAUAUCAUCAUUGUAUGAUAGGUCAAAGGUUGUCUAAGAUUUCGCUUUGUUAAUAAACCGUAAAAAGGAAAACCUCUAAAGAAGUAUUUAAGAUAUUUUAACAAAUCUUAAAAAAUAAAUUUACUUAAUUGUGAGGAGAAUUAUCAAAAAAGUUUAAAUAGAUACUCCAUUUUCUAUUGCAAAUGCUAACGAGUAAUUGAAAUCACUGGCUAGAUUAAAUUUUUCAAAAGAAAUUAAGGCAAUUGAAGAUUUAAUUCCAAAUUUAUUCUUAGAUUUGAAUAUAAUUGAGGAAGAUCAACGGUCUCUUUAGGGUGAUAAAGGGAGUGGCAGUAUAGAAGUAAUAGAAAAACAAAAAUUCUUGAAAAUUUUGGACCAAAUAAUUGGAGAUCUCUCAAAAACCUUGAAAAAAUAUGCUCAUUAAAAUGCCAAAAAGCGUAUUUAAUAAGCUUUUGAUAAGUUAGUCUCUUGA